GAAGAUGAACCAGGUGAAACAAAAAAAGGCACUUCUACUCCAGUUGCUUCCUCUUCCCAAGAAGCCCAAUCACAAUCAGCAGCUUCUGCUCCAGCUGCUGCUCCAGGUCCAGCUAGCGUGGAAGAUGCGGGCGCGACAAUCGCUGCUGCUGUCGCCAAAGAUUCUACUAAAGAACAUGCAGAACUGCUGUCUGAAAUAGCACAGCUUGAGGCAGAAAUCGCGGAUGAGAUUGGCUUUGUGCCGAGUGAGCUGCACAAACCUGUUUUAGAGGUAGCCCAUGCUGUGGUAGCAAAAAAGGUGUCCGUGGUACCAGCUAAAAAAACCAGAAGUUCUUCCAGCGUGGAACCAGAAAAAGGGGCUUCAUCCGCCGCGUUGCCACAGUCUGGAAUCAAGGUCAAGAAAAGCAAAGACGCAACGGAGGGCAACAUCGCCGAAGCAGCAAGCAAGAAGAGCAACAAAAAAUCGACUUUAUCGUUAACAUUAUCGACUACUACAUCAAAGAAAAUGACUGCCGAUCAAGAAGAUCAACGACCGCUUCCGCCUUUUCCGCGUCUAUCAAACGACGGAAAAGCUUUUACAGUUGCGAAGAAGAUGUGGACGUUGAAGAAGUCGUCUGCCGCGAAAAAAUCUUCGUUCUCGUUGAUUUUUAUGUCAACAAACGCAGUAGACUCCUUUUUGCUAGGACCUGAGAAAAGACCCCCCUCGAACCGGAAAACGAAGGAGGCAGUGGAAGCACUGAAGAAAUUUGUCAAGUCUGUACGGAGAAGUGCAAUCGACUACAGGCCCGCUCGAGGCUCAUCAAUUUCGGUGGAGGAGGGCAGAAGAAGUACCACGAGAGGCAGUGUAGUUGACAGCAGGGAUGAACUGUCUGCGAUCCGUCCUCGUCAUUCAUCCUCGUUCAUAUCUUCUGAAGAGAGGCCUAGUAGGGCUAGCGCAGCUGAAAGAGUCGACGAAGCUUUGGCGGCUUUGGCUGACGCUGACGACAGAGACCAUGAAGUAGAUGGUCUUUAUGCCAUUCCCGAUGAAGAUUUGCCUGACAUCUUCCUAACCGAGGCAGAAAAGCAAGACAUUGGACCUCUGCGCUACGUAUUUCCCGUCGCACAACUGUCGAUAAAUCGAUCAUCUACUGCGAACAAAGCUGAAACUGCUAUGACCUCUCCAGUGAGGCUGUGGGAAUUGCUUGCAAGACCGGUUACAACCAACGCACCAGUUGAAGAUGACUAUUUCUGGGAGUUUUUGGAGGAAGCUGUUUCGCAAGUGAAGACGACGUUUAGGGAAUAUGUUCGCGUUUCUGAGUCUGAGCAACAGCAAGGUGAAGAUCUUUUGGACAUAUUACGGUCUAGUUCCGGAAGAACUGAUGGGGGAAAGAAACGCGUCAUCAAGGACGAAACUCGUAGUACCGAAAAGAAUAGCAGCAAGAACGAGAAGCAGUUGAUUUCGAACCAGAGUGAAGAUGACACAGGUUUUUUGCGCCGCAAAUAUCAGAACGUGUUGUCGAAAAGUCUAGUGCCGGUUUCGAGAAAACGAACGCAAACGCAUGGUCCUAAUAGUCAUGCUCAUGCUCAUGGCAGUGGCCACAAACAUGAUGAGCCUCCUUCUUCAAAGAAGACGAGUAAAAGGAUUCUUGAAGCAUAUGCUCUCGAUCCUCUGCGCCCCAGUAUUGUGUCGUCUUCUGAGGAAGAUCAAAAAGAAUGGGACGAGUAUGGAAGCGUACACAGCUGUCCAUCAAACGGUGGCGUCGCUUCAAUCCGUUGGCCAGAUGUGUUGCUAGAUCUAGUAGAAUCCCGCUUCUACGGUGUUUUGGGAGGUGCAGCUGCCUAUCGACUGGCAAAACCCGAAGCCUGCGACUACUUUGAUGUGGAUUCUGAUGAGGAGAACGAGAAGUACAGUGACGAAGAUGGAGAACAAGAUGAGUAUCGGAAAGGCAGUAGAUAUUCGGAUAGAACAAGUGCAAGUGGCGCUAGUAGAAGUAGUCGUGGUAAUCGAAUUACCAACGCGUCUUCAUCCAGGUCAGUGGUCAGUGCUACACCGCAGCCGGUGAGUCAUUGGCGUGCUAUCAAAUGCGAGGCAGCUGAAAAACAAAGACGUGAUGAGGAGGAAGAGUGGAGAAGUUACGGGGUCGAUGCCGAUUACAAUACUGACUAUGAGGAAGAGAAAGAGGACCUCCACUACAGCAGACCCCUACCUCGUCUCUAUUUUGAUCUCAGUCCUGUUCACCACUUGUCGAAGCACCAAAUUGAUGCGGCGAAAGAACUAGUGGAAGCCUUUGUUACGCACUUUACGACUCCAAUUUUGGUGCUGGACACUGCUGACAUUUCCGACGAUGAAAUCGAAAUCCGUGGCUUCACUUGGAUGGAACAAGGGCAAACAGAGCAAGAUGAGUAUAGAAAUUGUCAUGACGACCAAGGGAAAGGCUGUGACGGUAACGGAGAUGAAUAUGGUGUGAAAGAUUACGAUGGAGACGCUGCUCCUGCAGCUUCAACUAGAAGUAGUGAAGACGCAAAGAAAGAAAAUGAGGACAACGAUGUUGUAGAUCGACCUUCAGGAGAGCCUCUUGAUGAAGAAGAUGACAAAAAAGGAGAACGCAACACAGCACAACAUGAUCAAGGAGAAGAAGACAGAAGAAGAAAUACCCAGCAAGUUCCCGAUGAACGUCCUUUUGAUAUUUGGGAGUGGAAAGCAGGAAUCGAGAGAGAACGCGACCUUGCACUAGAACAUUUGAAAGAAGACCAGGAGGCAUUGGGAACUGUGAUUCGUGCGAUUGUGGAGGGGAAGUCUCACGAAGACGACCCACACGUAGACGCAGCAUACGAUAAGUACUUGGUCUCGACGAGAAGUCCAUCGAGUGUGGAGGAGGAGGACGAAGAGGGGGGCGUAGGAGGUUCUGGGUCAACGACCACUGGCGCUGUAGGAAGAUCAUCCACGAAGCGAAAAUCCUCUUCACGACAAAAGAGACGUAGUUCGACUACUUCGAAGAAGAAAACUUCAGCGAAACCUUCGUUGAAGUCCUCGGUAGCUUCGGUGAUGUCAGUACCUCUUAUGGGACGAGCCUCAAAGGGUGAAGCAGUGGAGGAAUGUGAAGACGAUGAAAACGUGCUGGAGGAGCAAAACGCGGAGGAAGAGGAAGAUGAUGAAGAGUAUGAGGAGCGUGAUGCCUCGUGGUGGAGUGAGUCGGAUGAAGAACAUUUGGGCGAAAACGGAGAACCACAAGGAGGGGGUCGUGAGAUGCCAUCGACAUCGUGGUGGAGUCAUACGGAGGAAGAGGAAGAGCGAGGAGCACAUCAACAUCAUGUUCAUGGAGGAAGUACUAGAAGUACCUCUCUCUCUCAUCAAUCUCGUAAGAUAGACUCAACUACAUCCAAAAUCCAAGCUCGCGACGAUGCAGAGCAUGACCAUCAUUGUCGUCCUCUCGCUCAGUCCCUGCUGAAAGAGCACUAUCGCCGGUCACUGGAUAGUUCUACGGCAUCAAACAAGUCUUCAAGCUCAAGAUCUGGAAGUAGCGCGAGCGUGAAAAAGCAGGAGCAACAAACUGUGAUCAACAAAGAACUCCACCAAAAAGCUGAGGAGUAUCAUCACGCGUCCACAAAAGCGCACGAAGAAGUCGAUUGCCACCAACAACAUGUCGGAGCUGCGGUUGAGAAUGCUCAUCAGUCGCACGAAGAACUUGAGCACUCAAUUGUAUUGGCUGCGGCGCAGUCUGGAUUGGUCGUAGUGAAGGACAAGGAGGAGAAGGAACAACAGGAGGCUGAUGACGCUGUGAAAGAGAAGGCAGAUUAUAAAGACGCUAGAAGUAAUACCGACGAGCCCGCCCCUGAUGAUCGACAAGAUCCGUCGUCUGCAUCCUCGUAUCGUUCGUCCUCUACCCUUUCUCGCUAUUCCCAAGUGCAUCAAGAUGCUGAGGCAGCGACCGAGAAACGCCGCGAAACCAUGGGUAGCAUUCUGAAACAUUACUACCGGGAGUCGUGGAAGAAGAGUUGUAUUGCUAGCGGUACACGAUCGCAACUAUCUUCCAGUUCCAAUACCCGUUCUUCAUCUGCCUACGGCUCAACUACCUCGUCAAGGUUAGACACCCUUGUAGAAAAACAUCACGUCGAAUGUGUUACUAGUGACCCAAAAGCUGAAGCAGAUGUCGUCGAGGCUUUACGAGCAUUGAGCAGUGCAUCACCUUUGCAUGAGCAUGAACGGAUAACUGAAUCUGUGAUGUCUCAGCAGACUGCAGAUGGGCCUUUGCACGAGCAUGAACGGAUAACUCCGUCGGUGAGGUGGACUUCGCAGCGAGAGCACUCUACUUCUAGUGAAUAUUACGAAGAUCAAGAUCAUGAGUAUUCUGAAUACUGGGACGAGUCCCAAUGGGAUGAGCAGGACACGGAGUAUUGGGAUGAGGAGGAGUGGGACGAGUCACAUGCUUGGGAGGAGUCAGGGUAUCGGAAUGAAGAUGGGGAAUGGGUCGAGGACGAGAACUACAACCGUUCCACCAUGACUUCGUCCACCUCUACUUCGCAUGAAGAAAAACUCAGUCAGCGGAUCAGUGACUACGAUCGUGCAAAGUCACGAGCAGAAGCAGCACAAGCAACGAAACGCUCUAUGGUGUCUAUCGCUUUGCAGAAACACUACAGUAGUACAAUCAGAUCCACUAGUAGAAGUACUAGCAGUGUUACGACUGUAGAAAGAGCAAGCACGACUAGAAAUAGCUCUACGUUUCAGAGUAGAAGAACACAAGACACUACUGGAACAUAUUUUGAAGAAGAAGACGAGGAUGUUCAGCGGGAGAGUGAGAAUGUGCAAGAGCUGCUCUGCGAUUUCUAUGAGAAGGGAAUGACAUCCUCUGAGUACAGCACUGCUAGUACGCGAGGAGCAUCUAGUCGUCGCAGUACAAGGAAGAGCCUUCUUAAUAAAGUGCUGGACAGGGCUUCAAGUAGAACAGACGCUGGGGAAGGGGAUAACAUCGAGACGACGUCGCAAGUACAAAAAGGUAUCCUCACCAAGGUCUCGUUGCUAUCUACAGAGUCACAAGUAGAAACAGAAAGUGCUGAAGCUGAUGCAGCUAGAGGAAAAAGUACAGGAGCUGCAGGCUCUUCUAUUCGCUCUAGUACUGGUCAGCCUGCUUCUUUAUCUACGAUAGAGGAAGUCGAAGUUGGGGCGGCCGUCACCACCAAAACGGGAACCGUUGUAGAUGCACACGACGCUCUGGUUUCUGCCUUUGUCGACGUAGAAGAUGGACCACAAGAAGUGCAGGACGUGCAAAAAGCAGUGAAAAAAAAACUACUCAUAAAAAAAUCUACACCUGGACGAGCACUACACUUGGACGAGCCGGCGGAGCGUCGUGAGAAGGCCAGUACAGUAGACCAAAUUCUGCGCGCAUCCUAUGCAAUGUUGGAGUCUGAAAGGGAACAAGAUCAAAGAAGUGAGGACGUGGAAAUACAACAUGCAACUACCACCACUGAUGAACGAGAACGAGGACGCCGACCCUCAACAAGAGGCGACAGAAGCAGACUGACUGAAGCAAUCGAUUCCUUCUAUGAGCAAUGCGAUGUGGAUACUGUAGAGUCCCAACGACUGAUGAGUGCUCUCCAUCGACGUGCGUCUUGUCGUGUUUCUUCUAGGUCUUCUAGUACUUUUGAAAAUCAAGAAGCAGACGAGGACAAGGACAAAGAGAAAGGAACUAACGAAGUGAUGGAUGCUGACACUGUGCACGAAAUUUUCAACGAAGCUCAGGCAGAACAGCGACAGGCAGAUAGGGAACGCAAAUCAAGUUUUCAUCACAUGUUGAAGAACUACUACGCAGUUGCUGCCGAUGUGGAGGCAGGUGGUCCUUCAAGAAAAGAAGCUGCCUCCAAGAAGUCCAAACUUUCUUCCAAGAAGUCGAAGGGAGCAGGCAAAGGCCGCAAAGGAAAAAGCAAAAAAACUUCCACUGUUUCCAACCGGAGCACUUCUUCUUCUUCUUCUUCUUCUAGAGCUGUUUUUAGAUCAAAACGCGUUCAGCAGAUUGAGCAGAGCGGCGUGUUGCAACGGUACCACGACCAAGUCGGCGUGAUGCACUAUAAGACGAAGAUCGCGCCCAUCCUUGCGCCGAUGCGAGGCCCUGCGGCUGAGCGUGCUCGAGCCGCUGAGGCUGCACGCAAUACGGCGAGGGCACAGAGUCAGAAGAUGAGAGCUAGGACUACGAACACGAAGAAGAAAGCUUUGAAGAAAUUCUCCGUGAUGAGUGCACCUGCUGUCUUAGUUGGUGCUGUUGCUCCUACGAAGCAAGCAAAAGGUCUAGGUAAAGGUCAAAAGGGGAAAGGCAAGAAAAAGAUGAAGAAAAGAGAAAAAUCUGUCAGAGAUGCGAAAGGUGGAUCUCAAUUGGAAGCUAAGGCUGAGAGGACAGCUACUUCAUCUAUGAUCGUUGGCGGCAAGAAAUCAACUGCUUCAUCGAUCGUAAGCGCUAAGAAAUCAACUGCUUCCUCGAUUGCAAAGAAAGCUUCUGUCGUAUCAGAAAAUACAGAGCUCGAGCUGAGAACAACUACACAUCAAACAGUAGGCACAGUUGUGGAUGAAGAUUUUGCACCAGAUGAAGAACAAGUGCAAGAAGAAGAGCAAUGUUACAACGACGAUGACGAAUGCUGGGACCAUGAAGAGCACUGGAACGAGGAAUACGAGGAUGAUGAGCACUGGAACGAGGAAUACGAGGAUGAAGUAGAUCCAGGGCCAGCAGCAGAAGAUCAAGUAGAAAAACAAGAUCCUGCUGCCCCUCUUGGUUCGUCGAUGCUUGUUUCUUCCACGACAUCAACCAAGCGAGACUACGAUGAGGAGAUGGCCCGCAAGAGCCGUGAGCAUGAGAUCCAGGAACAUUUCACCCAUCUUGCCUUGGAGGAAGACUUGAUUCAGGAGUUUUUGUGUGAGGCACAAGAGUCACCUGAUCUUGAUGUCGGAGACAGGUUGAGUUCAGCGUCUACCGCCUCGCAGGAGAGGAGGGCUACUGUUGCUAUAUCUUCAUCUUCCGGAGGACGAUCUGGCACUGGAUCUGGUGCCUUGUUUCCCAUGGGUGUGGUGCUGCCUACCAUACGUACAUCGACGCAGUCCUCGCAUCGAGGAGGAGGAUACAGCGCGAAUUAUAGCAACUUCGGACAGCAGUAUCCGCUCAUAGAAGCGCAUGAUUUUGGGCAACAGUACCCGUCUCGGGACGUUUCCUCUUCAUCCGAAGCAGAAAAUUUCUUCACCUCAACAUCAUCUUCGGCAAACAAGAGAAAGAGACAGAUCUCUCAACUGAAGAAGCAGAUUGAGGAGUACAAGACGGCCGUGGACAUCAUUAUCAGUGCGGGAGAUACACGACGCGAGUUCUUGCUCGAUAUUCUAAAGGAAUUCCAUGCUCAAGGAGUGGAAAACACGGAGUUGGAAGAUUUGAUCCAGAAGUACUUGAGAACGACGCUUGCGACGCGACAAAGUAGCAGUUUUGAUAGCACGAGUGCAGCACUGGCUCCACUGCCUUUGGAGGUCGAUCGGCCAAGCAACAUUGGUGCCGGAACAGCUGCUUCUCGUUCGCUUGCUUUGGUAGAAAUCAAUGAGGAAGCCUUACUACCAAGACUGUCGGAACUACAAACCCAACGGCAGUCAGUGUCGCAUUCUCAACAGUUGCAAGAACGGCAAUUCGCGAAAGCUCUUGUCAACACGUUUCUCAAGCAACAGGCAGAUCCGUCUACUGCGGUGCCAGCAGACAAGCUCCUUCCUGAAACUAUCGCCGCGCACAAAAACUACAAGCAGCAUGUGGAAAGGACGCAACUGCGUAAGGGUAUAGCAAAAGCAAUUGCUAAGGAGUCCUCUUCAAAACAAAAAGCCAUACUAAAAAGCAUGGGCAAGAAGAAGACAAAGGAGACGAAACGAGAGAAAAAGGCGCGGUUUUUGAACGAGAUAGCGAUUCUGCCACGUUUCAGGACUUCUAGUACCAAAUUGCGUGAACAUUACAAAAACGAGGUAAAACAGGCAAUGCACGCUACAUUGAAACAGGACGUCCAGAACCACGCACCAGCAGUUGUGGCGGAGCACGUGGCUCUUACCGUCGCUGCUGCGAAAAUUAAGAAAGCAUUUACAUUCAGACUAACAUAAACAUCAUAAUCAUUCUUAGUGAUAGUUAAUAAUCUCAAUCUGUUAGGGGCUGGAUACGGAUAGUAGUCCUUGUUCUGCUUAUCCUUCCAGUCCUUCGUAGAAGUUUCAAAAAGACAAACUUCUAGUCCUAGAUAUAUCUUCUAUCCACCUCUGCCUCUGGUAUCUUUAUCUAGCACAGGCGAAUUCGGGAAAAUAUCCUGUUUCUCCUUCUCACAUUCCCCAGCCUCAACCCCCGUUGUGGUCUAUCCCAAUUCCCUCUUCUAACAUUUCCCAACCUCAACCGUUGUUGUCUGAUUUGCCUGGUGUCGAGUUCAACCGUCUAUCGGCUCUGUCUGAUAGUGAGCGUGCGCGACGAAUCCACGAAGCGUGCGAAAUACUACGCGAGUUGGAUGCCACGUUCGACGAUCUUGACGCACGAGCGCUGGAUCCAUUUAUCUUGAGAAAGAAGCUCCUCGAACUCGUCAGCGAGAAUUUAGUGGUGAAAAAGGCAGUGGAGUAUCCUGGUACUGGGAGAGGGAGUGGUCUUGUGGAAGUUGAUGACGAUGGAGGAGACGAUGAUGACGGCGGCGAUGAUAGUAAACAUGAUGGGGACGAUCAUGAUGGAGCUGAUGGCUCCAAAGGUGAAGGUAAAGACGAGCAAGAAGAAGACAACCCUCCAGAUGAUGGCCAUAGCUCUGUACCCGAUGAUAGUUCACGGAGGACCGAUCAGCUUUCUCAGGACGCGUCUACUCCACCAGAGGAUGCGCCGCCGCCAGAAACAGCAGAUGAGGACGAUGAAGUUUCGUUUUACAAAGGCACCACCGCACUAAAGAGGUCGACUUCCAGCGAUCGUCGAAAGCUUGCAAGGAAGGAGGGAUAUUAUAGGUUAAGGCGACGUGCAUGUGCAAUAGCUUGUUUUUCACUUCCCUAAUGAUUGAGCCUAUGUAUUAGAAAUGAAGGUUUCGUCCUGAUGAAGUCUUCAGACGGCUCUCUGAUGAAGAUUCCACUUAGGAUGCAGGGACAGGGAGAGCCAUUGAAGGGCAACUGAGGGGAAUUUUCUGCUAAGGAUUCGAAACUAUUUACUAGGCCCAUCUAGAUCUACUUAGUACAACUACAUGACAUUGAUAAAGGAUCUUAAUAUUUCAAUUUCUUCUAACCACAGCAGCAUCAAGAGCGCUUUUGCAUGAGAAAGAGGAAAACGGCAACCAACACCUGAUGAAAAUCGAACAUCCGCCGCCUGUUAUUGGACAAAAUGCAGCGACUCUCAAGAAAGGGUCUAGUACAAACGCGGUGAUCAAUAGCGAACAUCUACAGAACGUCAUACAAGAUCAUCGUGUGCAACAAACUGAAGAGCUCCGAGUUCUAGAACAAGGCAAAGAAACUCAUUGCUUAGACGACUCAGAACAUGCCAGACAUGCGAAGCAACUGCAAAUGCUUCAUCAGCACGAGGCGGCUUAUUUAAAUGAGGUGCAUAGGCAGGUCAAAGUCACCCAGGAGAUGGACGAGGAGUUUCAGUCUUUGAAGGACAAACGAGUUGGACAAAUCAAAGAGUUGGAGACGCGUUUGCAUGCUCUAGUAGAGGAGAUGGGAAGGCAGUCCAGAAGGAGGUCUGGGAAAAGUAGUGGUGCUUUUGCUUCGGAUCUCGACAAGCUAUUGUCCUCGUGGCCUUCUGCAGUCGAUGACGAAGUCAAACUAGGCAAAUUGGAGGCUUUGGUUAAGGCUACCGCUGGAGCAUGUUAUCAAUAUCAUCAUCCCUGGCAUGCAGCUCUUUUUCUAGUACUUGAAAAAAGAGCCAAGGAUGCUGCCAGGGAUGCCAAUGCGGUAGUUCUAAUUUGGAGAAGCGGCUAG
Messenger RNA from Amoebophrya sp. A25, 9909 nucleotides. Lineage: Eukaryota; Dinophyceae; Syndiniales; Amoebophryaceae. The record is from the annotation of a GenBank genome assembly.